AUGAAACUCCCCAUCCUCACUACUACACUCGUCGUCGGCGCAACAGUAACGUCUGCUCUACAAGACCCAGCACCGGCCUUCACCCUCACAACCUUCGACAAGCUCAGCAAAAUGGACCCUCCCAACGAAAACCAUCUAUGCUUCUGCAGGCCAGCCGCACAAGGACAUAUACAAGAUCCCGAUGCCCCGCCUUGCAUCUGCUUCAUCGCCGGCGCGAACUCCACAAACAGGAUAUCUCAACAAGAUAUCGAGGCUGCUUUGGAGCGCCUCAUAACACAAGACAACUGGAAUCGGAGCCUUCGCGGCAACGACGUGCACCGCGCUUCAUCCACUGCACCGUCGGUCGCCUCUGAUCACAGCUCCCGAUGCGUCAGCGCCAUCUUACCAGCGGAGGACUUGGAAACCUCGGGGGCGUCGGCUCACAAUUCCGAAUGGACCAGGGACGUAGUAUACUGCUUUGCGAUUUUUAUGUUUGUUCUAAAUGUCGUCUUCCCGAUGCUUUGGUUCCUGGUUAUAAGCCCAGGCCCAGCUUAA
Hypoxylon fragiforme is the source of this 534-nucleotide messenger RNA. RefSeq lists its product as uncharacterized. Bases 1 to 534 code for a protein of 177 amino acids. The transcript has 2 exons. The record is from RefSeq and is a predicted model, not a curated record. Lineage: Eukaryota; Fungi; Ascomycota; Sordariomycetes; Xylariales; Hypoxylaceae.